AAAAAUAUUGUUAUUCUCUGGCUUUCGUGUGGCGAUAGGAAGACGGAAGACCCAACCAACCCCAAAUUCUCUCUCUACCUCUUUCGCGUAUUGUUCCGACCAACCAAAUAGAAUUCUACACGAUCCACAAAACAACAGAUUCCACCCUGACGCGUAUUAUCUCCUCCCCAACCCCCUUCUUUCUUGCCGCGACGGCGCCUCUCUGCUGUACCUAAGAGCUCCGCCGGCAAAGCCGUGACAUUCCUGCGAACCGACGGCCAAGAUGGUGUCCCCCUUCGAUAGCUCCAACUGGGUAUUCGAUAACGACUUGAUUAAUGACCUCCCCGUCCCUCUCGGCGGCGAGCUUCCUUCCCUCGACCCUUCGGCUCCUAUUUGGUCGGCCCAUCCUUCUUACCCUGAUUCCGCUCCCGUGAGAUACAGCGUUCCAUUCAAUGUCCCGUUGGAGAACUCCGAUUGUGUUAAGGAAAGUGGGUCUAGGAAAAGGGCGAGAGAUGAAUCGAGCAAUGCUCCAGCUCCUCCUAGGUCGAAAGCAUGUAGAGAGAAAAUGAGAAGAGACAGGCUGAAUGACAGGUUCAUGGAACUGAGCGCGAUUCUCGAGCCAGGAAAGCCACCAAAGGUGGACAAAUCAGCCAUCUUAGUUGACGCAGCUCGAAUGGUGACUCAGCUGAGAGGUGAAGCUGUUAAGCUCAAGGAGUCGAAUGAGAGCCUUCAAGAGAAAAUCACUGAAUUGAAGGCAGAGAAGAAUGAGCUGAGAGAUGAGAAGCAGAGGCUGAAGACAGAGAAGGAGCAGCUCGAAAGUCAAGUGAAGGCGAUUAGUACACCACCAGCGGGAUAUCUGCCUCAUCCUCAUCCUAUGGCUGCAGCUGCAUUUGCUGCUGCAGCGCCUGGUCCAAUGGGAGGCAAAUUCAUGCCAUAUGUUGGGUAUCCUCAAGUCUCAAUGUGGCAGUUCAUGCCUCCUGCAGCUGUUGAUACGUCCCAGGAUCAUUCCAUUCGUCCUCCGGUUGCUUAAGCUAAAGCUUUCAGGCAAGGCUCUAUUACUGACUUCAUUGGGCACGGGACACCAAUGGCAACACCCUUGGUUGAUGUUUGUUUAUAGUCAUUCUUUAUAGGUAUGGUUCUUGUGAUUAUCUGAGUCGUUUUAAAUCGUAAGAGUUAAAACUGCAUCAAUGCGGAACUGACUUGUUAAUCCGUGUUUGGUACCCUCUCUUCACAAAUUUUGGCUUAUCAUUGCUACAAAAAGUUCUUGAGUGUGAUUCAUAUGCUUAGUAAGCUGAGACCUCUUUGACAAUGAGCAUUGAUGACCAAGUCAAAAAGUUUUUGACUUACCAUAUGCUAAGGGCUUAAAUAUGAAAUCAGAAUCCGGUUUGCACGGAAAAUUUUGUUUCUUUUCAACAGGGAGGUUUGAAUCCCAUGUAGUUCCCAGCCUGGUAAUCUCUCCAAACUUGGAGAGCUCCAUAGCUGGUCAUCAAAACUGUACUCAAUGCCAUGACAAUGGCAACUGAGAAUACUAUCAGUGAAGCUCUUCCAUACUUUUCGAUGGCUCUGUGCACGACCAGCAAUCCGAGAAGUGAUGCCACAAAGCAUGUAGCUGAAAGGAUGAUGGCUGUGUUGAUGUGCUCCAUCCCCAGCAGUAGGUACUGGAAAGCAGACAUGCUCGAGGAGAAGAACACCAUGAAGGAGCAGGUUGAAGCGCGAACCUCGGCUGCGAUUCCAACUUGGAGAAGCAGCGGACUGAUCAACAUGCCACCUCCAAUGCCAAACACUCCUCCGAGGAUCCCUGCGAGCAGCGCCAUUAUCGGGAAGAUGAUCCUGUUAGUGGCGGCUCUGCUUAUUCUGGCUGAAACUUGCAGAUUCUCAUCGUCGUUGGUUGGCUGAUGAUGUUCAUGUUCGUGGGUCUUGCUUCUCAUCAGGAUCCAUGCCGUGAAAAGUAUUGCUAGCGGGAUUUGGAGCGAUGAGAGUGCCCAGUAUUCAAAUCCGCAUGGUUUCACUUCGAUCAGACCCUGCAGAUAUUGCAUUAAGAAAGGAUGAACCUUCUUUUUCAGUGCUAGUAGCCUAGUAGUUCACUUAGCUACCAUCCAACCUAACAAACAUUAUUAAUCAAUCACCUAACUACAUCUUCAUGACACCUUUUUUAGCAAUAUAAUUAAUUUGAGUUUCAAUUGGUCAACUACAAUCAACGUCUAAGGUGCUAAUUCUCUUUGUCAUCGAGAGACAGUACUUCUACUAAUCCUAUAUUUGUCAUCUAUUAGAUGUGCAUGCUAUAGUGAGAUUGAUGGAGGAGGAAAGACCAGAAAAGCUCAAAGAACAAGAAGGAAAGGGUAAUGUUACCUCCCCAUGGCGGUUCCCGCGAAGAAGAUAGAGGGAAGAGAAUGAAAUCCACACAACCACCAAAACCCCCAAUUUUAUCCACGGAAAUCCGCCGCCGCCAUCCUUCUCCUCAUUCACCAGGAGCGGCUGUCUUCCACCUUCUUCUCCUCCACCGCCGCCGCUCUUGUCGUCGCCAGUGCCCAAUUCCCCACCACAACUCCUCCCCUCUGUUUCCAGGUUCCAAAGCUUCAUCCCGUUCCGGCAAGUUUUCAAAGUCGACCAAACCAGAAACCCGACGAACAUCACCGUAAUCAGCCACUCGGGAAACACCACGUUCCAAAUUACCCCGACGCUCACUCCCAAUAACAUCAUCGGCUCCGACAGCAGCGCAAUGUCGAAGUCAAUUCCUCCUCCCGUGCCUCUUCCUCCUGCUCCCCUGCCGCCGCCGGCGGCAAAUUUCCUGAUGAAGCAACAUGCGACGUUGGCGACGGAGCCGCCGGCGACCAUGAAAGCGGAGAGGGCGGAAGCGGUGGUGAGGUCGAACCCAGCGACGAUGGUCAGCACCGGAAUGAACAGACCGCCGCCGCCGAUCCCGCCGGCGCUGGAGAUCGAUGCGGCCAAGAAACAGAGCAUCGCCGCGGCCACCAUUGAUGGGAUACUGGGGAUCUCAUUGUCAUCGGGUCGAGACGGGUCUGUGGAGUUGGCAAAU
Messenger RNA from Linum tenue, 3016 nucleotides. Lineage: Eukaryota; Viridiplantae; Streptophyta; Magnoliopsida; Malpighiales; Linaceae. The record is from the annotation of a GenBank genome assembly.